Messenger RNA from Lethenteron reissneri (Far Eastern brook lamprey), 1351 nucleotides. RefSeq lists its product as uncharacterized. The record is from RefSeq and is a predicted model, not a curated record. Lineage: Eukaryota; Metazoa; Chordata; Hyperoartia; Petromyzontiformes; Petromyzontidae.
AGGGGGUGAGUUGUGUUUGUUGAGCGCGAUUCGCUUCCUGAUCGUGUUGAAGUCAUUUUUUUGGGUUUUAUUUCAAAUUUUGAAUCGGCCCCGAGGUUUAAAUCAACACAGUCGACAAAGGGUCUUCAUCGUUAUCAUCGUCAACAUCGUCGUCGUCGUCGUUAGUACGAUUGUUUGGGGUCUACAAUUGACUUCCGUGAUGCUGCUGCCGCCCGUCAACUUGCGUGGGCCUCGCUGUAGAUGACGCGGAAGCGGUCUGACGUCUGGGCCAUCGGAACACAACGCAGGGCGGUGAGGAAGGUGGGAGGCGGGAGGCCGGGCGGUGGCGCGCGGCGGUAACGCCCAGGCGGCCCAGGCGAGCGGCAGGCUCCAGGCCCCGGGCGCCACGGCAACGAAGAUGGCGCCGUGGAACGUGACCGGGGGGGCAGCCUUGACCCCUGCCCCCGACACGCGUGGGGGCGGCGACGGGGGGGGCGGCACCAUCGCCCCCCCCUCUUCCUCGUCUUCCUCCUCCUCCUCGCUCGGAUUCAUCCUCCUGCCCUUCGGACUCGUCGCCAUUAUCGCGGUCGCCAUCAUCAUGGCGAUGUACAUCCGCAAAAGGAAGCGGCUGGAGAAGUUGCGCCACCAGCUGAUGCCCAUGUACAACUUUGACCCGAGCGAGGACCAGGACGAGCUCGAGCAGGAGCUGCUCGACCCCAGCGGAGAUGGCCCCCUUGCCGGCAAGGGUCCCGGCGCGACACAGAGCACCGUGCAGAGGCCCAGCCGCUUGGUGUUCACCGACGUCGCCACGGCCGCCAUGAACGCUUGACGUCACCCCCCACUCCCCCCCCCCCUUGCCCCUGUGCCCCCCACUCCUCCGCCCCCCCACGCCGGGUUCAAGGGUUGAGGGUUGUAGGGCGAGUGGUGCGGAGUCUGGGUGGUGGGUGGAGAGGCAAUUGUGAGCGAGGAGAGGGAGGAGAGCGCAACAAACGCUCAGCGACGAAGGUUGAUGGUCGACGUUUACAACACCGAUGGGGCGAUGCCAAUUACCCAUAAUUCUCCUGGUCUCUUCCUGCUGAUCGCCUCCCUUCCACUCUGAGUCGUCACUCCGGCAAAAUGGGUCACACAUGCAAAGCAUUGUGGGUAAGGCCUAAGCGUCCGAGCGGCUGCCACCCACUCCCCCUCCUGCCUGUCCCAGAGAGAUUGGUGUUAAAACUUCCUCCCACAAUACACUGCUCCGCGUAAGCACAGUGGAGUGGAGUGUUAUUGUUGCAUAUUUCUAGAUUUGAAGCUUUCGUGACUGCAAGGAUUCAUAUUCUUAGGUUUUUUCGGUAAAGUCACGUAGGUAAAAAAUUUAAAUGAAUAAAAGUAA